Molecule: messenger RNA, 1680 nt
Organism: Carassius auratus (goldfish)
Lineage: Eukaryota; Metazoa; Chordata; Actinopteri; Cypriniformes; Cyprinidae
Product: prostate-associated microseminoprotein-like
Exons: 4
Coding region: 289-747 (152 amino acids)
Cellular component (GO): cytoplasm
Source: RefSeq, a predicted model, not a curated record
UUAAUAUGAUAAAAUAGAAUAAAAAAAUUACAUGAAUACAAAUAUGCAAUGUUUUUGAAGGCUAUUUACUCAAUUCAUUUGUCAAUUAAGGUUGUAAAAAUACAUAAUAUAAUUAUAAUAUAAUAUGGAAAACUUAGUAAUUUAUGCAAUUUAGGUUCACUCAUCUUAUCAGCAGUAAAACAUUCUGUGUGCACAGAAAGAAAGAAAAGAGUGAGGAUAAAGAUAAAUGACAGAGUGGGGGAGUGGUGAAGAUGCGAUGAGAGAAAUGCAGGUAUAUAAAGCUGCUGUAUGACAGAGCAUCAGGGAGAACACAGGAACACAUUUCCAGACAGAGAUCACCAGACGAGGGAAAAAGGAAGAACCCUGAAAGACAUUCAGACAAACGAAAUGAAGGUUUUACAGGCUGUGUUAUGCGUGGUUAGCGUCCUUCAGCUCUGUCAUGGAGUCUCCAGUAGUGGAGAAUGUUACUUCAACGCAAAAGCCAGCUGUGAGCACAACGGCCGUGUAUUUGACAUCGGGGAGGCCUGGAUAAAUGACGAAUGUUUCCAGUGUGUGUGUUUCGAGCCUUUUGGAGUGGGCUGCUGUGAACAUGGAAAGCAGCCAGUCGAUUUCCCACCCUGGUGCGAGGCCAUUAGAAAACCAGAUUCCUGCACAGUUGCUGUAGUGAUGAAGGCCAACCAUAAACUUCCCUGUCUGUUUGGGGGGAAAACCCGCCUGUGGAAAUCAGAGAACGACCCACUCUUCUAGACUGCACUAGUGAAUUCACAUAUGCAAAACACUAUUCAAAUAUACAGCGUUUUCACCAGGUUUCACAAUGUACAUGUAGGUACACACUGUUCGAUAUUUUACUGUUUUUUGAAAAGUUUUUUUAAAAUAAUAAUUUAAAAUAACUGUAUUCUAUUGUAAUAUAUUUAGAAAAUGUUAUUCCGGUGAUAGCGAAGCUGAAUUUCAGCAGCCUUUACUCCAGUCUUCAGUGUCACAUGAUCCUUCAGAUUUUAGUUGAGCUGCUUAAUAGUUUUGACCCAAACAUUUGAACAGUAGAGUAAUAUUAUUUAAAACGAGUGAAUCUGAAGUACAGAAGGGUCUUAAUUAUCUAAUAAUCCGAACCUCUUCAGAAAGUUUCUCAGCAUUUCAAGAUUCUAAAAAUGUCAUUUUAAAAUAAUUUAAAUCAUUUUAUGUAUAUCAUGACUUAAAACUAAAAGGUGACAUUACAUUUUUUUUUCCAGCAAUGAACAAACCGUACUGAUGCCCAUCUCAAAACUGGUAUUUUUGUCUCUAAAUAAAUAUCAGUGACCGUUGGAAAGUGCAUUUUUCGGUUUCUAGUAUUCACACUACAGAUAAUUUUUUUAUAAAAUGGCAAUAACCAUCUGAAUGUGCAAGAAAACCAGAAGAGACUUCGAUCCUGAGAAACACUGGUUCAGUGACAGUAAAAAUCAUGGUCUUUAUUUAAAAAAAAAAAAAAUUAAGUAUCAUUACACAAGAAACAGACAGUAACAAGUGAUUACACAUCAUUGUGGGCUUUUUUCCAGUUAAAACUACGUGUUCACCCCUUUUAAUCUGUAUACUAUUAAGUGUUACAUUUCGCUCCCAUUUACUGUGUUCAUAAUACAGAUUUAGAUCUGCACGGCUUUUGGACCUUUCAAAUUUGGCAGUGCCACUGCUUUGAACUCGCAAAAAAAA